CCUCAUCCUCACCCGUGGUCAUCAGCACAAUGGCCUUUGCUCGCUCCGCCCUGCGAACGGGCACCCUAGCCACCCGCUCCACCUUUGCCUCUUCCUCCCUCCUGCGUCCCUCUCCUACUCCCAUGGCCCUCCCCAUCCCGCCACGACAGAUGUUGCGAGCCCUCUCCACCACUCCCGCCUUCCGGUACGCCACGCCGGUCAGCUCAGGAUCAGGAUCGGUACCUCGCCCCCAAACGGGUCCGACGCAGGUGCCAGCCACUCAAGGGCAGGACAUCCCCAUCAAUGACGCGGCUACGUUGGACUAUCAGGGAGGUCUGCAGUACGAGGUGGACACUAGCAAGGGACCGAGUGGCGCUUAUCCCGAUUACUCAAAGGGACCUAGCGCUUUGGACAAGGCGGGGCAGCUCUUCUUCUUUACAGAGAUUCUCAGGGGCAUGUGGAUCGUGCUCGAGAACUUCUUCAGGCCGCCGUACACGAUCAUGUACCCUCACGAGAAGGGACCCAUGUCGCCUCGUUUCCGUGGAGAGCACGCUUUGAGGAGAUACCCAUCAGGAGAGGAGAGGUGCAUUGCUUGCAAGCUCUGCGAGGCCAUUUGCCCUGCUCAAGCCAUCACCAUCGAGUCUGAGCCUCGUGAUGAUGGAGCAAGGAGGACUACCAGGUAUGACAUCGACAUGACCAAGUGCAUCUACUGUGGGUUCUGCCAGGAGGCCUGCCCCGUCGAUGCCAUCGUCGAGACGCAGAACGUAGAGUACAGCACAGAGUGGCGUGAGGAGCUCCUUUACAACAAGGAGAAGCUGCUUGCCAAUGGUGACAAGACCGAGUCAGAGUACGCGGCCAACCUCGCUGCCGAUCACCUCUACCGUUAAGGUGUCUCGGAACGGGAAGCAGGGAGAUGGGAGCAGGCAAUGUUGGGAGCCACGCGGAGGACACAAGUUGCCCAAGAGAGGUUCGCGUGGCCGUGGAAUGAUCUUGUAACUAGCAAUUUGCACCGCAUCAGGUGCUCAUCGCGGCUCAAUCUCUUGAUUGUCCUGCCGAGAGAAGAGAUCCAAAGAACAAUCUCACCACCAAGACAACUUUUGACAUGCUCGUCGCGGCCGAUUUCUCCUUGAUACUCUCGCCAUCAAAACAUGUAAAGAACAAUCUUACAACUAAGACACCCCUCGGGCCCAUUGUGUCGAUCUGAGCGUGAGUGGAAUGUCUUAGGUCCGCUUGACUUCCGAGGGCGUCGUGCGAUAGAAGCCUUGUCCGACUCCGAAUUUGGGCGUUGGUUGAAUCGGAACAUACCAGACGGCAGCAUCGCCGUCGUCGUCGUCGUCCAAGCGG
Molecule: messenger RNA, 1323 nt
Organism: Microstroma glucosiphilum
Lineage: Eukaryota; Fungi; Basidiomycota; Exobasidiomycetes; Microstromatales; Microstromataceae
Product: putative NADH-ubiquinone oxidoreductase 23 kDa subunit precursor
Exons: 4
Coding region: 30-866 (278 amino acids)
Biological process (GO): mitochondrial respiratory chain complex I assembly; mitochondrial electron transport, NADH to ubiquinone
Cellular component (GO): membrane
Molecular function (GO): NADH dehydrogenase activity; 4 iron, 4 sulfur cluster binding
Source: RefSeq, a predicted model, not a curated record